This is a messenger RNA of Aquila chrysaetos chrysaetos, 4546 nucleotides long. RefSeq names its product N-alpha-acetyltransferase 30, NatC catalytic subunit (gene NAA30). Gene Ontology annotation, cellular component: NatC complex. The coding region runs from base 113 to 1357 and encodes 414 amino acids. Gene Ontology annotation, biological process: N-terminal peptidyl-methionine acetylation. NCBI's taxonomy places the organism in Eukaryota, Metazoa, Chordata, Aves, Accipitriformes, Accipitridae. The record is from RefSeq and is a predicted model, not a curated record. The transcript has 5 exons. Gene Ontology annotation, molecular function: protein-N-terminal amino-acid acetyltransferase activity.
UCGUAAGGGCUGACAGGAAACUUGGCGGCGGGUUACGGCAGCGGCGGCCGCGCUUGGCGGCCGCUGGAUGAGCGGAGAGUGGGAGCCGCGGCGCUGAGGAGACGCGGGGGAUAUGGCCGAGGUACCGCCGGGGCCUAGCAGCGUCCUCUCCCCGCAGGGGGACACGCUCUCCCCCUUCCCCGGAGGAGGAGGAGGAGGGGGGCUCGCUUCCUCCUCCUCCUCCUCUUCCACCUCCUCUGCUGCCGCCGCCGCCGCCUGCACCGGGGCCCAGGACGAGGAAGCCGAAGAGGAGGAGGAAGAGGAGGGACCCGCGGGCGGACGGGAGCGGCAGCAGCGAGGAGGAGGAGGCGGCAGCGACGGCGGCAAGGGGGGGCCGCAGCAGCACCGCCACCACCACCACCAUCCCCCGCACCACAACCACCAGCUCAACGGCCUCAUCAGCCCCGAGCUGCGGCACCUGCGGGCCUCCCUCAAGAGCAAGAUCCUCAGCUCGGAGGCAGGGGCAGCCCCCGAGGGGCUGGAGAACAAGCGAGCCAGCAAAACAAUGGGCUCCGGACAGCAGCAGCAGUCAUCGCCCCCGACCACAGCACCGUGCUCAUCCCCCCUUACCAACCACCUCCCUUCCCAGGGAAGGACUGCACCCUCUCCUCCUCCUUCUCCCCCAGCAGCAGCAGCAGCAGCAAGAGAGGACAGGAGCCAGCCUGCUGCCACAACUACGACUGCUGCUAAGACUGCAGGCCGCAAUGGACUGGCAGGAGAGACUGGCUUGGAGGAGGAAGAGCAGGAGGAGGGGGAUGAAGGAGGGGAGGAGGAGGAGUCCUUGCUGCUACUCUCCGGGUCCUUAGCAGCAGCUUGCAGUUUGAAAGGCUCGGGAACGGACUCUCAGCCCGAGGAGGACAUAACGAUACGAUACGUCCGAUAUGAGUCAGAGCUGCAGAUGCCCGAUAUCAUGAGACUGAUCACCAAAGAUCUGUCUGAACCCUACUCCAUUUACACAUAUAGGUAUUUUAUCCACAACUGGCCACAACUUUGCUUUUUGGCCAUGGUAGGUGAGGAGUGUGUAGGUGCCAUCGUCUGCAAGCUGGAUAUGCACAAAAAGAUGUUCCGCAGAGGUUAUAUAGCCAUGUUAGCAGUGGAUUCCAAAUACAGAAGAAAAGGAAUUGGUACAAACUUGGUUAAGAAAGCUAUUUAUGCUAUGGUUGAAGGAGAUUGUGAUGAGGUUGUAUUGGAAACAGAAAUCACAAAUAAGUCUGCUUUGAAACUUUAUGAAAACCUUGGUUUUGUGCGAGACAAGAGGCUGUUCAGAUACUAUUUAAAUGGAGUUGAUGCACUGCGUCUUAAACUAUGGCUGCGUUAAAAGAAACCAUCACAUCAAGCAACUGACGUCCCAACAGCGCAGAGUUGUCCUUUGCAUGCAAUGCAAUUUGUACAAAAUUGCUUUGCAGGUGGACUUAGUAAUUUCCAUGCAGCUCUUAAUCUGUCAGUGUCUCAUUGAGUGUCGCACAUAUUUGUUGCACUUUGGCAUGGCGCAUUUGUUCAGAAUUAAAACCGAUUGUUUCAAACUUCCGAGUUCUUUUGGUACCAGCAAGAUGUGCCAGUUGAUAGCCAAGAUAUGUUCAUUCAUUUGCAAGUCUACUGACUAUUACAUACACAGUGAACAUUUUAUCAAAGAACCUGUAUGUGGAACGCGACUUUUGGUUCCAGAAAAAAGCCAAUGUAGAUUGUAAAAUUCUAUAAGUAUACUAACAUUUCAUACAAAAAUUGCCAUAGUUUUCUGGAAAAAGGCUUCAAUUUUAGGUUUUAUUUUUCAAUAUUGAAUUUUCCAUUCUUAAAUAUUGGUACCUCAGUGAUUAGUGAAUGAAAAAAAAUGUAUUGUAGGGUGGGGUGUGUGUUACAAUGAGUAACAGUAACAAUUAAAUUGCGUCUGCCAGUGCCUGUAUAGAUAAGUAUAUUUGUCUUCACCUCUAAGUUUGGAGUGCAUGCUUUUAUUCUUUUACUUUCUUCAAUUGUCUUUGCAAGAAAAUUUCUGCUUUUAUUUAAAUUCUGGAUUUGAUAAUAAAUUAUUUCAGAUUUUUAUAAUUUGGAUACUUUUCCCAAACGAGGGUUUGGACGGCCCUUCUUUUCUUAUAGCAAGAAGUGUAAGCUAUUUUGAAAACCUUGAGUAGCUGCUAAAAGAGAACCUGAUGUCACCAGUAAUUCUCUGCUGGUUUUGGAUGCACUUUUUUCAUUAAAAGAGUGAGGGACUUUUAAAAGAAGAUAUAGGAAAUUAAUGUAAAUUGGUAUGAUUUUAUUUAAUCAAAAUUAUUGCUAGAAGCUCUGAAAAACAGCUAUUUUAAGAUAGUUGGAACAAUUUUUUUGCAGAUUCAGAUUGCUUUGCUUCAGUGUUCUAAAAUGCUUCAAUCUUUGGUUCUUGGUCUUGGAAAUAAAUUUCAAGGUGCAUUGUAUCCAUUUUUAGCUGCUCUCAUUUUCUCUAAACUUAUAUGAGCUAAAUUAUUGGGGGAUUUUUUCCCUCCAGAAUCAAAGCAGCGGGGAAGGACUUCUUUCUUUCUUUCUUCCUCUUUCUCGCAUUCACUCUUGCUCUGUUUUUCUCUAUUUUUUUUUUUUCUCCUUUCUUUAAUUGGGCUUACAUAGGUUUUACCAAUACCCAUCAUUUUUUUUCAGUAAUUACAGUGUCUAGGCUUUCUUGUUCAGUGUGAUUAUAUAGCCCAGUUCUAUGAAUCAGUUGGGUUUUUUUCACUUUGGAAAAAAAAAGUAUUAGUUGACUUAUGGAAGAACCUAUGUAAUCUGUGAAAAAAGGAUGAACUCUCAGUGAAUCUGCUCUUCUGUAGUUGAGCAUACUCUUCAGAUUUGCCUUACUACACUUUUUUUUUUUUUUUUUUUUUUUUUUUUUUAGGGUUUGGUUUGAGUCAUGGGUUUGGUUUUUUUUGUUUUCUAAUUACUGUACAUUUAAAAACAAAACCAACAAAACCCCUACCUCCAGUAACAUUUGGAAAAGAGCCCUGUGCAGGAAAACUGGAUUUAAAGGAGAGCCUUAUUUUGCACAGACCAAUCGCACAUGGUGAUGGGCAUUUCUUACCAUGUACAAAUUAUGAGUUGUAUUUGAAAAUAAAGAUUUUUAAUGGAAAUUGGCCCUUCGGAGUUUUCUGCUUAUAGACACCAUUUGUACUUUUGAGGGGGUUUGUUCCCCUCAGUAAAGAAAACUCGUAUUUAAAAUGGUGCCCAAGACAAAGCGUUACAAACUGGAGUCCGUUAUUCACAGAACACGUUGGAGUUCAGCGUAAAGCCUGUAUGUUGCCACUACUGCCUUGUGACGUGAGAAAACCUUUUGUUCACAUUAUCCCAAUCCCUCAGGUUUGCCAGUUGUUCUGGGCAGCUUUUCAGGAGGUUUAAUUCAUUGUUAAGACUUAAAUGUUGGUAAUGUUAAAUCAAUCGAAAGAGAUUUCUCUCAACCAUGUUCCAGUGGUCCAGGACGUAGUGACUGCUCUGGCUUGCUUGAACUAAGGAGAUGGAUCAGGGAGGUUUCAUACCUUGUUAACAGCUGCUGGACUUGUAUCGCAAAUUGCAAACUAUGCUAUCUUGUGUGUCUGCUGAUGUUUAAAAACUGAAAAGCCAGACAGGCAAGUUUUCUGUUGGUUAAUAUUUAAGCCGUGGGUGUCUUCAGAUUCAAAAGCCGACUCGGAAGUUAGCCGAAAUCACUUUUUGUGAAGGCACUGCCAAAAACAUCGCUCCUGAGCAAACUUCAAAUACAAUUCUGUUUGUUUAUUGUAAGAAGUAAUUGUCGCCAUGCUCGUUUUGAAAAUACUGCGCAAAAUAGGUGCACGUUUCUUUUAAAAGAGCACAUUGCCUGAAAGGUUCUGAUAUUGCUGCUGUGUAACACACAGUUCACUACGGAAGAUACUGAAGCUGUAUGUGUUGGUUCGUAUUAAAAGAAACAGAUUUGUUCUCUGUGUUGCUUGGGAUUUGGAUAUCAAGUGGGAAGUUCUGAAUUUGCGAAGAGAUGAAAAUAGGUUUUCAAAAGAAAUCUAGCAGUGAAAAGUUGGUUAUUUCUCAUGUCUGUUGCUAAAACACAGUCCUCUCCCCCUCACCUUUUUGCAUUGACAAAUCUAAGGAGUUGAUUGCUUUUAUAUUUAAAUUUGCCCAAAUGUUGCUAUUGGCUGACAUGUCAGUAUGGAUGUUUGCAUUAUAUUGUUUUUUUAAGAACUAAUCAGGUUGAUCACUUCAAGAAAAGUAGGCAUAAUCUAAUUGGCGUUGCAUAGUACGUCACAAACUAUUUUUCAGGGCGCUGCAAGACAUUGCUAAAACUGAGUGCUAUGUUAAAAAAAUUUCAGGUCUUGUAUAAACAUUACAACCUAUAUUGGAGUUCAGGUAUCAGGUGGGCAUCUAUGAAAAUAUCAAGUGUAUCUCAAAAUACUGGACUGCUGUUUUGAGUGGAUUAUACUCUUCUGUCCCUUUAUCCUUUUUGAUGAGAACAAAAACAGUGGGGUUAUGAAAUGUACAAGCUGUCUAAAUACAAUGCAGUCAAAUAAAUGGUUAAGUUGUUUAUCUA